Messenger RNA from Cylicostephanus goldi, 648 nucleotides. The record is from the annotation of a GenBank genome assembly. NCBI's taxonomy places the organism in Eukaryota, Metazoa, Nematoda, Chromadorea, Rhabditida, Strongylidae.
AUGGGAUACGCCUACCGUAGUAAGGAGAGUAUAGAAGAAAAAAUAAGAAACGAAACAAAGAAGGUCCAGCGUUUCCUGAGAGACGAAAAGGACAAAUUCAGUGGAACGGGAGGGGGAGUUUACGUGCUAAAAAAACUGGCGCCUUAUCUGCAUCCCCUUGCUGAUGCUUUAGCCGAAAAACACCAUGUUGGAGGAAUACCGGGAAUAGAGGACGCGUCCGGAGAAGAGGACGUUGCGAUUACGACGGACGGCGCCGAGCAAGAUGCAGUAAGUGAUGAAGCAGCUGACAAACAAGCCGAUGCUCUCGCUUCCACCGAUCCUGGGCCAUCACAAGAAUCUCAGGAAAGCUCUAGGCCGUCUCAGGCAUCUGCUCCAACACCGUCGCGCACCGCACGUGAAGCACUGUCACUGUUCUCUGAUAAGAGAACUCAGCUCUACGAGGAAGAGAUCAAGGUGGCGAGGAUGAAGCAAAAGAAACUCCAAGUCGAGAUACAAGUGGCUGAGUUGAAGAAGGAGGAAGCAAAAUUUUUAGUCGAAGCCGCGAGGGCGCGAUACAAUGCGACGAAUCCCACAUCGCCUACCUCACGACCAUCCACUGCGGAGGCCACGUCCCCCACUUCCAAAUAUAUGCGGUACUACAACAUUUAG